Molecule: messenger RNA, 1369 nt
Organism: Rosa chinensis
Lineage: Eukaryota; Viridiplantae; Streptophyta; Magnoliopsida; Rosales; Rosaceae
Exons: 3
Coding region: 351-869 (172 amino acids)
Source: RefSeq, a predicted model, not a curated record
UUUCUCCUUGUUGUUGCUCCAGACAAACCCGCGCCAACAGUUUCCAUUUAUAUCCGAUUUCCCCGCUCUCUUCUGGAUAAAACCCCUCAAACAAAAUUCACCCAGAUAAAACAACCUCUCAAAUCCCUCCACCUGUACCCUUCCCCCAAAUUCCAAUUAUUACAGAACGGAACGGAGAAGCAAACCAACCGCUGCUUCUAUUAGAUAGAAUAUAUCUGACUCUUCCUCCACUCCUAUCCAUUUGCCUCGUUUUUAGCAAAUCUACCUCUUUUCUUCGUCUUCUCUCCCUCUCUUCCAAUUUUGCUCUCAUAUUAUUCUUUCUUCUUUUCGAUAGAAAAUUAGUGAAUAAAAUGAUGAGAAGGGAGCAGCAUCAGGACCAGCAAUCCAGGGUUUUCUACGAGCUUUCCGCUCUAGUUCUCAGCCUUCUGCGGUCGCCGCCCACGCCGAUUCAAUUUUCCGAUCAGUCUCCGGCCAUUCCGCCGCCGACGAAUUCUUCUUCUUCUUCUUCUGUUUCUAGCUCUUCAUCCAGGCGGCCGGCGGCGGCGCCGCAGAUCUCGCCGGCGGGGUUCGCGUCGCUGAUGCUGGGGAUUUCGAUGGCGCUGAUGCUGUGUGGAUCGGUGACGUUCUUCAUCGGGUUCUUGUUGAUGCCUUGGGUGCUCGGGUUGGUUAUGGUGUUUUAUGUGGCUGGAGUCGUCUCCACUCUCUCUGUUUUGGGGAAGUCGAUUCUUUGUUACGCCUCGCCGCCGCCGACGUCACAGCGGAAGGAGAUUCCGGAUAAAUUCACAUUCUUCGACAGCUGCUACUAUUAUGCCAAACUUCCAACCUUCAUCCACCAAAUAAUAUGUCUCUUCCAUGCAAAAUCUGAUUGACCAAAAGCAUGGAAGUUAUUGUGAAGAAGUGGAGAGGAGGUGUUACAAGAGAAAGAGUUGAUAUGUUUAUUGAAGGGGCGGAGCAGAGCACCAGAAAUGCUGCUGCGAGUGGAGUGCUGCAUAUAGGAGGAACAAAUGAAUGUAUAGGCAAUUCAGGAUGAAAUUAUAUAAUGGAUCGAUCGAGCUGAGAGAUCUUGAAGUAUUGAUGAUGCAUUAACAGUGGAUAAAUGUUUUUAUUAAUGUUCUACUGAGUAUGUGGAUCAUAUGGCUUCUGAUAGUGAAUUGUUCAAGGAUAUCAUCAUGAUAUUAAGUACACUUUUUUUCCAUCCAAAUCCAAUGAAUUCAUACUUUGAGAGGAGAGAUGGGAGGGAGGCUGUUCCAGUAUAUGUCACUUUCUCUUUUGUUCUCAAAUUUGUAAAAUUUAUUCCUUUGUGAUUUUUCUGGUAAAGUAUCUAUCCUGUCUUCAGUGUUAAUAUAUAUCAUGCUUUUUCUUUCUUCAA